Molecule: messenger RNA, 6858 nt
Organism: Acipenser ruthenus (sterlet)
Lineage: Eukaryota; Metazoa; Chordata; Actinopteri; Acipenseriformes; Acipenseridae
Product: frizzled-6-like
Exons: 7
Coding region: 738-2915 (725 amino acids)
Biological process (GO): canonical Wnt signaling pathway; non-canonical Wnt signaling pathway
Cellular component (GO): plasma membrane
Molecular function (GO): Wnt receptor activity; Wnt-protein binding
Source: RefSeq, a predicted model, not a curated record
UUUUUGUAGAAAACUGCUGUCUUUCAAGUAAACAAUAACGUUGAUAUCAGAAAGAAAAUGACUUGUAAAAAGAAUUACCUACGUCAAUAAAGUAGUGUCCCUAGUUUCACCAAUGACAGUACCUGGCAUAAGAUAUUCACCUGUUCAUGUAUGUUAAUAUGUACAGCGUAUACAAUCUAGUUUGUGUAACUGACAGGGUAGAUGUUAUGGUGUUAUUUUUGCAACCUAAGUGCAUUGCCUAACAUUAUUUUCCACUGAAUUUGAUCGAGACCUGUUUUUAAAAACGUACAUUGCUGCUUAAUUAAGCAGUAAGCUACAGGAAUAAUUUAGCAAAAGAUACCUACCAGGCUUGCCAGUGGGAAAAUCCGAGACAAAGUCGAUUCGUCUUAGUUACAGCUACAGAAUAUGGCAAGGAUAAGAUUUGUAUUUCCAAUGAAAGCAGAGCUUUUUACUUUUCAUGAAGCUGAUAACCACGUACUGGAUACCAGUCUACAAUCAACUGUGUGAAACUGAACCUAGACACUUGUAUCAGAACCAAGGGGGAGCUUGUGGCAAUCUGUUGAUUGUGGCUGCCAGUAUUUGACACUGUCAUGGUAAUUACCUACAUAAGCAAAGAAUGAAGAUGAUCAUUGACCUCUGAAGUGACUGAACAGUUGACAAAUGGAGUCUUGUAUUUGGAGAUAAGUCCAAACCAUAUUUUGUUGAAGUACAGUGUAUACUUAAACAGCCAAGAUACAAUGCAAAAAAUGCUGAGAUUGGGAUUUUUUGUGUUGUGUUUGGAGGUGAUUGGGGUACCCCUGAUCCAGGGACACAGCGCUUUCACUUGUGAACCCAUUCAAGUUCACAGAUGUCUUGGGAUGCACUACAACAUGACAUUUUUUCCUAAUAUGAUGGAACAUUAUGACCAAGAUAUUGCUGCCAAAAAAAUGGAGCCGUUUGUUCCACUGAUCAGUCUUGGCUGUUCUCCAGAAGUCCACAAGUUUAUGUGUGAGGCGUUUGUGCCAGCCUGCACUGACCAAAACAAAGUGAUUCACCCGUGCAGGAGCCUGUGUGAGCGAGUGCACUCUGACUGUGCAAAGGUGAUCGAUACUUUUGGAGUCACAUGGCCCCCGGAGCUUGAAUGUGGCAGGUUGGAAGAAUGUCGAGGUUCUCAGUCUGGUACUCCGGCUCCUUCCACAAAGCAUGCAGUCACCCAGAAGACAGCCCAGCCUGUGCAGAGGGACUAUGGAUUCUGGUGUCCUCUGAAACUCAAGACCCCGGUUGGCCAGAGUUCCAUGUUUCUGGGAGUGAGUGACUGCGCACCGCCAUGUGCGAACAUGUACUUCACAAGCGAUGAAAUCAAAUUUGCCAAGAACUUCAUUGGGAUUCUUUCCAUCAUCUGCCUUUGCGCAACACUGUUUACCUUCUUUACUUUCCUGAUUGACGUCAAGAGGUUCAGAUACCCCGAGCGUCCGAUCAUCUUCUACGCCGUGUGUUACAGCAUCGUCUCCUUAAUCUACUUCACAGGGUUCCUGCUGGAUAACAGCACAGCUUGCAACAAGGCUAACGAGAAGCUGGGGCGCAUGGAAACUGUAGUCCAGGGCUCGCAGAACAAGGCCUGCACUGUCCUCUUUAUGCUGCUUUAUUUCUUUUCCACAGCUGGAACAGUGUGGUGGGUUAUUCUGACCAUUACCUGGUUCUUGGCUGCGGGGCCCAAGUGGAGCUGUGAAGCUAUUGAGAAGAAGGCAGUGUGGUUCCACUCCUCAGCUUGGGGGAUUCCCGGGGCUCUGACAGUGAUGUUGCUGGCCAUGAACAAAGUGGAGGGCGAUAGUAUCAGUGGGGUGUGCUUCGUGGGUCUGUAUGACGUGGACGCACUGCGCUACUUCGUCCUGGCCCCCCUGUGCACUGGUGUGGUUGUGGGUCUGUCUCUGCUCUUGGCUGGCAUCAUCUCCCUCAAUCACGUGCGGCAGGUGAUCCAGCACGACGAGCGGAACCAGGAGAAGCUGAAGAAGUUCAUGAUCCGGAUCGGCGUCUUCAGCUGUCUUUAUCUGGUGCCAUUGGUUACCCUGCUUGGGUGCUACAUCUACGAACAAAGUCACCGGACCACUUGGGAAAUGACGUGGGUCAAUGACCACUGCGAAGAGUACCACAUCCCCUGCCGACCUUACCAGAUUAAGACAUUAGCAAGACCAGAUCUUUCCCUGUUUCUGGUAAAAUAUCUGAUGACCCUGAUCGUUGGCAUCUCUGCCGUCUUUUGGGUCAGCAGUAAGAAGACGUGUUCAGAAUGGGCAUUUUUCUUCAACAAGACUCGCAAGAGAGAUCCCAUCAGCGAGAGUCGAAAAGUGCUGCAAGAAUCCUGCGAGUUUUUCUUAAAACAAAACUCCAGAGUGCAGCACAAAAAGAAGCACUACAAGCCGAACUCCCACAAGCUGAGGGUCAUCUCAAAGUCGAUGGGGACCAGCACAGGAGCAGCGGCAAACCACGGCACAUCUGCAGUCGGCAUCACCAAUCAUGACGUUUUAGCCCAGGCCACAUUCUCAGAGAUCAGGCCUUCAUCGGAUACUUCUGGGAAAGAGCUCGCAGAGCAGGGCAGUUCAACUCGGGCAGUCCAGCCUCGAUCAAAAUCCAGAGAACGGGUACCCUCUGGCCAGGCGUUGCCGUCACGUGCUUUGUCGGGGGAUGUAAUGGAGAAGAGGAGCAAAGCUGGGAGCUCUGGCAAAGUGAGCAGCCUCUCUGAGAGCUUGCAGCGAGUCCCUGAUGGAAGAUUGACCCCUAGAAGUGAUUUUCUGGAGGGUCGUCCAGUACAAAGCAGUCAUCCUCUGCCUCGCAGCUCUUCACAGCACAGCAGCAUCAAGGGGUCCACUUCGUUUCUUGUACACAUUGUUCCUGAAGAGAAGAAAGAGCAAAAUCAGGACAACAGCUGCUCAAAUGCCUGAAAGAACAUCUCUGUUUCAGCUCAUCACCUCUACACUUGGCUACAUUUGUAGGAACUUUUUAGUUUUGUGACAGAUAACUACUGACGUUAAAGAUGCACAAUAUGUGUAUUGUCAAAAUUGUAAACUUGGUUGCUUUUCUGCAAAGAGAAUCCGCCCCUAACCAACAUGUCAUCAGCAAGCGCAUAAAAGCUCUCUGUGUUAUUCUCCCAUGUCUCUUUUGUUUCGGCCUCUCAGUCACGUGCUGGGAAGCCGAAAUGGGAGUCGACCGCUUAGAACCUGGAGGAAGGGCUACCCUCAGCCACGGAUGUACAGCUGAGGUUUCCCACUACAUCAAAAAUUAAAAAUAUAUGAGUAGGGGGUUUUCCUUACCUGAGUGCUGAGUGGUUCAUGUUUAGUUCUGCAGGGUGUGUGGUCAGUCUGGAGAGGCUGGGCUCUUUCCCCCAGUGCAGUCAUGCUCUGGGGGACUGGCCAUAUCUCAGUUGCACAUUUUCAUACAUUUUUUCAAUAUUUUGGGGGGUGCGUUAAUGAUUUAUUAUUAUUUUCCAGUCAUGGUUUGGCAGCCUUGUCUUUUGGGGGGAGGUGGCCCAUAGCCACUUCCUAUCUGUGGCACUGGGAUGCAUGAUAUUGUUCAUGUUUUUCCAAGCCGACCUCACACAGGUAGCUGUCAAGCACCCAUCGGCCAAAUCUAUCAUUCACUCGGGCCCUGAGUGCCCAUCACAGUCAUUGGGCCCUGAGUGCCCAUCACAGGUCAUUAAAUCUCUGCAAUUGCAAUCAAUAAAUUCAUUCAUUCAUUCAUUCAUUCAUUCAUUCAUUCAUUGUGGAUUCUUCAUGCUGAAAGGGCUAUUUAAGUGUGUGUGCGUUGUUUUUUAAUUUUUAUAAGCAAUUUUAUUUCCUAGGAGUAUCACAUCACCAAAUUAACACUGAAUUGUUCUGUAGUCAUAACACUGAAAACUUUGUGGAAAUUGUAUAUAACAUACCAUUAUUACUGUCUUGAAGAUUCAGAUGAGUCUUUUAAUACUAAGAGUUUCAAUUACUUUAAAUGUAUUAGUUUUGUAGAGGUAGUUUUUAUUAGGGAUGCACCGAAUCCAAGUUUUUGAGAUUAGGCCGAAUACCGAAUCCAUCUCAAAAGAUUCGGCCGAAUACCGAAUCUACAAAAACUGUCAAGAAAACUGUUGAAUGAAAAACAGACUGGCAGCUGCUAACAAGGUACACGCACAAUCUAUAGUCUUGAGUAUUUUUAGUUAAUAGUAUUUUUAUUACCAAAUCGAAGUAUAUCCCUGAAUAAGAUUUUAGUUUGAAACUUACACAGUUUACCACUAGCCCCCCCCCCCCCCCCCCACAACAGAAAUGUCAAAAUACAGGAGAGCUGCAUCUUUGCCAUAACCCACUAUUUUCUUUUAUGAUGUGACAGUAACAUCUGACAGUUGUUCUCAGUAUGAUCUAUAUAAUGUGUUUCACAGACAAAGCAACAAAGCACAAGAGUCUACAAUAGUUUGCUGUUACUAUAUAUUACAGGUUUACUGCAUAACUUUACUCCAUGUGAUGUGACUUGUGCUGUGUUGCAUACAGGGGGGGGGGGGGGGGUGUUUACAUUCAGCAGCUGCGUGACGUGUUUAGUACGUGUGCCACCAAUAAUUUAGGGAGUUGAGAACUACGACAGAGUUCAUCAAACAUGUUCUUGUUCUUGAAUACCUGUUAUUAAAUACAGCAGUUACGUUCAAUACCGGAUUUGUGUCUUUUAUUUAAAGAAGAAUUGCACACAUUGGAGGGAUGUUUUUAAAUGGAUGUGUGUUUGGGCAAAAAGUAGGUAUUCGGGCCGAAUCCGAAACCGAAUCCUGGAUUCGGUGCAUCCCUAGUUUUUGUUGAUGGUGCCUCCAUUAAUGUAUAACAGUCCUUAGGCUAUUUACAAAUGUAUUGCGGUUACAGUUUUCAUAAUGUGUAAGCAAGCAGGUAUCCUCAGUUGCAUAAAUUCUUGUUCUUUAAAUGUGAAUGUGUUUUUUUUUUCAGAUUUUUUUUUUUUUUUCCCGAAGAACCACAAUAUUUAGUCAACCAUGUACUUAUUUCAAGCAUUGUUUCAAACAUCAUGCACCACAGCAGCCUGAAUGACAUUUAAACAAAGUAGAUGUCUGCUAAGAUGUAUUCUAUUAUAUCUGGUAAGCUCAAUAAACAGUUUACUUUUUAGUCAUUUCAUGAGGUUUGGCAACUUUUAUUGUUUUUUUGGUUUAAAAAAAUUCAGAUCUUUUGAUUUCUUUUAUUGCAUGUACAUUACACGUCAACAUGUUAUGUAUUUAUUGUCAAACGAUACAAUUUACUCCUUGCUGGCUUCUCUUAUGAACUUGCAGACAAAAUGAGAAAUUUGGGUAUGAUCUUUGACCCAAAUGUUUCUUUUGAGACACACAUCACAUCAAGAAAUAUCGCCAAAUUAAGAAGUAUUGUUUCCCACUCAGAUACUGAGAGAUUGAAGCAUGCUUUUGUAUCUUCUAGAAUUGAUUAUUGUAAUGUCCUAUUCUCUGGUACUCAUAGCUAUGCUGUAUCUCGACUGCAACUUGUACAAAAUGCUGCAGCUAGAAUCUUAACCGGGACUAAGAGACGAGAUCACAUUACUCAUGUGCUAGCAUUUCUGCACUGGCUUCCGGACUGAUUCAGGAUAGAUUUUAAAGUGUUGCUUUUAACUUGUAAGGCAUUAAAUGGCCUUGCACUGUCGUAUUUAAAUGAUCUUUUAAUACCAUAUAUUCCUAGACGCCCACUCAGAUCACAGAAUGCCAGGUUGCUUACUGUCCUAGAAAUUAGAAAAAAAAAAAAAAUCAACAAAAAAACAGGUGGUAGAGCAUUAAGUUAUAGGGCCCCAAAAUUAUAUAAUGAUCUGCCAAGUUCUGUAAGGGAAGCACCAAGUGUCACUGCUUUUAAAACAAGAUUAAAAACACCCUUUUAUAAUGUAAAGUUUUUAGGCUAAAAUGAUACUCCUUUUAUUCUCUGCCUUGUUUUACUGUUCUAUGUGUUUCUUUUGUUCUUGCUCUUCUUGCAUUCUUUUAUUAAUAUUUUUAAUGUUUUUAUUCAUGUGAAGCACUUUGCAGCAAUUUUUAUUGUGAAAGGCGCUAUAUUAAAAAUAGAUUAUUAUUAUUAUAUAGGUUAAAGACAAUUCUUGCUUAAAUCACUUCUCUUUUUGAGCUAUAUCAGAUCUUUGAAGCCUGUUGUAGCAAGAAGUGGAAAGGUUACAUUUUUUCUUUGCUGUCGGUAUGGUGUCAAUGUCUAAUAUCACAGUGUUGAAAUUGCAGAGGUUUUACCUUUUUUGACAUUUUUAUUUGGUGAGAAAAAUAACGUACCUGUAUAUAAACUGGUAAAUGCGUAAAUGUUUGUAUUUUUCUUACUGCCUAUAAGUGUUUAAACAUAAUUCUUGUCACAUACCAAAGGAACACUUGCAAUAAAACAAAAUGGGAACAAUUAUUUUUUUACGGUUAUAAUUCCAUUACAAAUAAUUAAUCUGUAUGUAGUAUUUUAAUGUACACUGUCUUGAAGUCUUCAGAAACCAAUAGUUUAAGAUUUCAAUUAGUAGAGCCAUAGUCACAAAAACAUAUCAGAAUGCAGUUAGGGGAAAGGGAAUGUAUGCAAAAAGAAAAACAGGCCAGAUGUUAUUAGUAGAUAUUUAGUUAUUGGGAUGCAAGACAUGAACCUGUAUCUAUACAGUAUAUAUAGUUUAUUGCAACAAUGUGUACAACAUGACAAUGUUAUUGCAACACCGCAUACUAAGCUUGAAAAAACCUGAUAAUUACACAAUUGCUUGGUGCUUUGUAGUUUACAUUGAAUGUCCACAACUUUAUUUCUUUUUGCUGAUCAAGAUUUUUUUGUUACUGUCAUUCUGUUCUGUAUUUAGUACAUAGCAAUCGGUUUUGAUACCAUUUGUAUUGAUUGAGUUAUACUUUGAAUAAAAUUAUCUUCCUAAGAA